Myotis brandtii (Brandt's bat) is the source of this 6397-nucleotide messenger RNA. It is a transcript of the gene PER1, whose product is annotated as period circadian clock 1. Gene Ontology annotation, cellular component: nucleus; cytoplasm. Lineage: Eukaryota; Metazoa; Chordata; Mammalia; Chiroptera; Vespertilionidae. The transcript is spliced from 23 exons. Bases 1909 to 5769 code for a protein of 1286 amino acids. Gene Ontology annotation, molecular function: transcription cis-regulatory region binding; transcription corepressor binding. Gene Ontology annotation, biological process: entrainment of circadian clock by photoperiod; circadian regulation of gene expression; negative regulation of transcription by RNA polymerase II. The record is from RefSeq and is a predicted model, not a curated record.
GCUGGACAACCAGGGCUGUGGGAGCAGGUGAGGUCUGCUGGAGCACGGGGCUCUUUUGUCUAUGCAAAAAAUAAAUAUGGAAGUGUAGGUGGGAGAGCAAGGACUGUCUGUGUCAGGAGAGAUUGCACCUUUACCCUGAGGAGAGCUGGGGAGGAAGAAAAAUGUUUCCAGAGAAGAGAUGUCUGAAAAUGAGAGAAGGGAUGGGGCCACAAUUUGUGAGUUGGGGGGUACACUUUCAAGUAGAGAAGACAAAAUCCAGGUGCUUCCUGUGUUUUCUUGCUUUGGUUUAUCUAGGUUAUUUUAUAUCCUCCCUCCCAGCUUUUCCACAGAGCCUUCCCCCUGGCACCCAAUGGGGAACACUGUUGUUAAGGAAAGCGUAGGCCUGUGACAGCGAGGAGAGUGAUUAUGUCAGCAUCAGCUGGGGGCGGGGGCUCUUCACUUGCCACCCGCAUCUUCAGGGAGCCCUGAGAGUAACUAUACUCAUCACAGUCCUGGAUGGAGGGAUCCUGUGUAACUGCAGCUCUCCUGGCCUAGCCUGGUACUUUAUUCCCCAAAUCAGGCCUCUGUUCUGUUUUUAGGACUCAGUGUUCUGCUCCUUCUUUUAAAAAAGUUGUAAUUUUCAGUCCCUCUCUGGUGCUGAGUCCCUUUCCCCUCCCCCAUCAUUGUUAACAACAAAACCAUGGUUUCUAUUGAUCACCUGCCAUGUGUCAGGUUCUGUCUGUCCUAGGGUCUGGGGAAUACAGUGAAGUAGAGAGAUGAUGUCCUUGGCUUUCUCUUUUCCUCAUGGUGGAGCUCUGAAGCCCUUGCCACCAGACGUUUUUCUCUCUAGGGUCCCAGUUGGUCUUUUUUCUCAGGUAUCCCUUUUCUUUCCCUGUAACCCUGGGUUUCUAGCCCCCCACUUUUGGGGCAGCCCUAACUGUGGGUGGCUGCAUCCUGAGUAAAGAAGCACUAGUCACCAUGUAGGCUGCCUAGGCCCUAGAGACCUUUUCUCUGGCCACAGAAGCACCUACCAUUGUUUCCCUUCACACCUCCUAUUGGCUCUGGCUGCCCACUGUAUUGUUUGUAUCCUCCUCCACCUCCACCACCACCACCACACUUCCUAAUAUAAUAUCUGGAUUCUCAAUUGCCUUCCUCCUAGCUGUGUAAGGAUUUGAAGUGUCAGAGGAAGGAGUUGGGUAAAACAGUUUCAUUAUAAUGACAAGGCUGAGAAAGGGAACCCAGAAGUCAAGCCGAGUUUCUGUUUGUCCCCCUCCUCUCAGGGACCAGCCAUCUCAUCCAGUUUGAUCCUCCUCCCAGGGUCUGCAUUCGUUUUCCCCACCCCUAGCAAGGCUAAGGUGUCCGGCAAGGCUGAUCAGUUCAGUUAGUGAACGUCUCUUAAAUACCUAAUGUGGCCUGGGCAUGUUCCCGGAAGAGGGGCAGCUGACCUCCCCUUCCUUUCAGUAUUCACUGUACAAGGCGUCCCGCGCCCAUUGGCUGGUCGGUAACGUCUGGGGCCCUUCAGCUCAGUGCCAGCACCCAGAUCCACGUGCACCCGCGUGUGUGACACAGCCCUGACCUCAGUGGGGGCCAGUAGCCAAUCAGGUGCCAGGACGAGAUCCUCAGCCAAUCGGGGGCGGGGCCUGUGGCUCCGCCGGCAGGAGGCCAAUGAGGGGCAGUGCCUGGCAUUAUGCAACCCACCUCCUGGCCCCGCGGAGCUUCCAUUCGGCUGCGGGCUGCAACGGCGGCAGGCAGGCGGCUGAAGGACGCUCGCGCGGACAGGUACUGGCUGUGAUCUGUGACCGAACUUCUCAAUCCUCAGAGACUUGAGUCUCCCACUUCACUCCCUAGCCAGGCCUCCUGGCCCCUUGUGCAUCCGUGGUGGCCUCUCCAUCAUCGCUGUUUUCCACCUGCCUUCCCCAUGGCCCAGACAUGAGUAGCCCCCCAGAAGGGGCUGAUGGGGGAGGGGACCCCAGGCCAGGAGAAUCCAUUUGUCCUGGAGGGGCGCCUUCCCCUGGGCCUCCACAGCACAGGUCCUGCCCUGGCCCCAGCUUGGCUGAUGACACAGAUGCCAACAGCAAUGGCUCAAGUGGCAAUGAGUCCAACGGGCAUGAGUCCAGGGGUGCAUCUCAGCGGAGCUCACAUAGCUCCUCCUCUGGCAAUGGCAAGGACUCAGCCCUGCUGGAGACCACUGAGAGCAGCAAGAGCACAAACUCUCAGAGCCCAUCCCCACCCAGCAGUUCCGUUGCCUACAGCCUCCUGAGUGCCAGCUCAGAACAGGACAACCCAUCUACCAGUGGCUGCAGCAGCGAACAAUCAGCCCGUGCAAGAACCCAGAAGGAACUCAUGACGGCGCUGCGGGAGCUCAAGCUUCGGCUCCCGCCAGAACGCCGGGGCAAGGGCCGCUCGGGGACCCUGGCCACACUGCAGUAUGCACUGGCCUGUGUCAAGCAGGUGCAGGCCAACCAGGAGUACUACCAGCAGUGGAGCCUGGAGGAAGGUGAGCCAUGUGCCAUGGACAUGUCCACCUACACUCUGGAGGAGCUGGAGCACAUCACGUCUGAGUACACACUUCGCAACCAGGAUACCUUCUCCGUGGCUGUCUCCUUCCUGACAGGCCGAAUCGUCUACAUUUCGGAGCAGGCAGGUAUCCUGCUGCACUGCAAGCAGGACGUGUUCCGGGGUGCCCGCUUCUCAGAGCUCCUGGCUCCCCAGGAUGUGGGCGUCUUCUAUGGUUCCACGGCCCCAUCUCGUCUGCCUACCUGGGGCCUGGGGGCUUCGGCAGGUUCAGGCUUCAAGGACUUCACCCAGGAGAAGUCUGUCUUUUGCCGUAUCAGAGGAGGUCCUGACCGGGACCCAGUGCCGCGGUACCAGCCAUUUCGCCUAACCCCAUAUGUGACCAAAAUCCGGGUAUCAGAAGGGGCUCCCGCACAGCCAUGCUGCCUGCUCAUUGCAGAGCGAAUCCACUCGGGUUAUGAAGCUCCCCGGAUACCGCCCGACAAGAGGAUCUUCACUACACGGCACACACCCAGCUGCCUCUUUCAGGAUGUGGAUGAAAGGGCUGCCCCCCUGCUGGGCUACCUCCCCCAGGAUCUCCUGGGGGCCCCAGUGCUCCUGUUCCUGCAUCCUGAGGACCGACCCCUCAUGCUGGCCAUCCACAAGAAGGUCCUGCAGCUGGCUGGCCAGCCCUUUGACCACUCUCCCAUUCGUUUCUGCGCACGUAAUGGGGAAUAUGUUACCAUGGACAGCAGCUGGGCUGGCUUCGUUCACCCCUGGAGCCGCAAGGUGGCCUUUGUGUUGGGCCGCCACAAAGUCCGCACGGCACCCCUGAAUGAGGAUGUAUUCACUCCUCCAGUCCCCAGCCCUGCUCUUUCCCUGGACCCUGAUAUCCAGGAGCUAUCUGAGCAAAUCCAUCGGCUGCUGUUACAGCCUGUGCACAGCCCCAGUGCCGUGGGGCUCUGUGGAGUCGGCCCUGUGACUUCCCCAGGCCCUCUCUUCAGCCCUGGCUCGUCUAGUGACAGCAACGGGGGUGAUGCCGAGGGGCCUGGGCCUCCUGCCCCAGUGACCUUCCAGCAGAUCUGUAAGGAUGUGCAUCUGGUGAAGCACCAGGGGCAGCAGCUUUUUAUCGAGUCCCGGGCUCGGCCUCCUCUUCCCCGGCCCCGCUUCCCUGCUAUAGACACAGUCAAGGCUAAGACCCUUUACUGCCAGUCCCCAGACCCAGAGCUGGAGGCAGACCCUGCUCUAGUGCAGGCCCCACCAGCCAUGGCCCCUGAGGAGGCUGAGAGGAAAGAAGCCUCCAGUUGCUCCUACCAGCAGAUCAACUGCCUGGACAGCAUCCUCAGGUACCUGGAGAGCUGCAACAUCCCAGGCACCAUCAAGCGUAAAUGUGCCUCCUCCUCCUCCUCCUGUACCGCCUCCUCGGCCUCUGAUGAAGACAAGCAGAGGACAGGUCCAGUCCCUGUGGGGACCAAGAAAGAUCAAUCGGCAGUGCUGUCGGGGGAGGGGGCCACCCCUCGGAAGGAGCCGGUGGUGGGAGGCACCCUGACCCCGCUCACCCUGGCCAAUAAGGCGGAGAGCGUGGUGUCCGUCACCAGUCAGUGUAGCUUCAGCUCCACCAUCGUCCAUGUGGGAGACAAGAAGCCCCCGGAGUCGGACAUCGUCAUGAUGGAGGACCUGCCUGGCCUGGCUCCGUGCCCAGCCCCCAGCCCCACGGUAGUCCCUGACCCAGCCCCAGAUGCCUACCGCCCCGUGGGCCUGACCAAGGCCUUGCUGUCUCUGCACACACAGAAGGAGGAGCAGGCCUUCCUCAGCCGCUUCCGGGACCUCGGCCGGCUGCGCGGACUCAAUGGCUCCUCCAUGGCUCCCUCGGCCCCUGGAGAGCAAGGCUGCCACCAUGGCCGCACACCCCCCAGCCGCCGAUACCACUGCCGGUCUAAAGCCAAGCGCUCACGUCACCACCAGAUCCCUCGGGUGGAAGCCCCCUGCUAUGUGUCCCACCCCUCAUCUGUCCCACCCUCUGCCCCCUGGCCCCCACCACCAGCCGCUACUCCCUUCCCAGCUGUGGUACAGCCCUACACCCUCCCAAUAUUCUCCCCCCGAGGUGGUCCCCAGCCUCUUUCCCCGGCCCCCACAUCUGUGUCCCCUGCAGCUUUUCCUGCCCCUCUGGUGACCCCAGUUGUAGCCUUGGUGCUACCUAACUAUCUGUUCCCUACGCCAUCCAGCUAUCCCUAUGGGGUACCUCAGACUCCUGCCGAGGGUCCUCCUACCCCUGUGUCCCACUCCCCUUCUCCAUCCCUGCCCCCCCUAGCCCCCAGCCCUCCCCACCGCCCAGACUCUCCACUAUUCAACUCGCGGUGCAGCUCCCCACUCCAGCUAAAUCUGCUGCAGCUUGAGGAGUCCCUCCGUGUUGAGGGGGGUGCUGCUGCAGGGGGCCCUGGGAGCAAUGCUGGGCCCCUGCCUCCCAGUGAGGAGACUGCUGAGCCAGAGGCCAGACUGGUGGAGGUAACUGAGUCCUCCAAUCAGGAUGCACUUUCGGGCUCCAGUGACCUCCUGGAAUUGUUGCUGCAAGAAGACUCUCGCUCGGGCACAGGCUCUGCUGCCUCAGGCUCCUUGGGCUCUGGCUUGGGCUCUGGGUCUGGUUCAGGCUCCAAUGAGGGGGGCAGCACCUCAGCCAGCGUCACACGAAGCAGUCAGAGUAGCCACACAAGCAAGUACUUCGGCAGCAUCGACUCUUCUGAAGCUGAGGCUGGGGCUGCCCAGGCCAAGGCUGAGCCCGGGGACCAGGUCAUUAAGUACGUGCUCCAGGAUCCCAUCUGGCUGCUCAUGGCCAAUGCUGACCAGCGUGUCAUGAUGACCUACCAGGUGCCCUCCAGGGACAUGGCCUCUGUGCUGAAGCAGGACCGGGAGCGGCUCCGGGCCAUGCAAAAGCAGCAGCCUCGGUUUUCAGAGGACCAGCGGAGGGAACUGGGUGCCGUGCACUCCUGGGUCCGGAAGGGCCAGCUGCCUCGGGUCCUUGAUGUGAUGGCCUGUGUGGACUGCGCUAGUAGCACCCAAAACCUUGGCCACCCUCAAGACCCACUCUUCUCAGGACUGGAUGGAUUGGGGCUGGAGCCCAUGGAGGAGGGUGGAGGCGAAGGUGGUGGUGGCAGUUGUGAGGAUGAGGGCAGAGAUGAGGCCCAGGCCCAAGCUGGGGCUGGGGUCUCAAGCUCCCAGGACCUGGCCAUGGAGGAGGAGGAACAAGGUGAGAGCUCAUCCAGUCCAGCCUUACCUGCCACAGAAAAUGGCACCAGCUAAACUACAUCUGGAGGCCACCGCUAGGAGGACCUGAGAAGCUUCUUCCACAUCCAACUGUCAGAACUCAGACGUGGCUGGACCAACCAAUAGCAAACUGUCCCAGCUUCUCCCGCUGUGGGGGCUGGACCCCCGUCACCAUCCGCCCAGGAUCCAGGGGCUGCCUCUGGCCUCGAGGGAACAAAGGGUGGAACUCUCCAGAGAAGCCUCAGCUCCCACCCCUGUUGGGUCCUUUCUUCCCUGGACAGGGUUGCUGACAGGCUGCCGACGUGGCCUCUCCAAGUCCCAGCUGAACCCUAGUCUUGGGAACCAAGGGUGGGGGCUGCACUUAUUUAUUGGGGGAGGCAUCCUCUCCUACCUCUUCCCCAGGUGGGAGAAGGAGGGCCCCAGGCUCGAGCAGGAGCCAGUGGUCCAAACCUCUAGCUGCUCCAGGGUGGGGGAGGGUGGGGGACCAUGGGGUCCCUGGUGCUGCCCCUCAGGGUGGGGGAGGUUGGUGGACCAUGGAGUCCCUGGUGCUGCCCCUCAGGUGGGACCCAGGCGUUCUCAGCUGUACCCUCUACCUAUGACAUUUGUGUUUUUGAUAUUGUGUCUGUUACUAUUUUUAAUACAAAAAAUAAAAAUAAGACCCAGG